AUGAAGUCUCCCAUUCCCGACUACUUGAAUGCUUCGCUGGAGAAGGUCCGGCCAAUCGAGGAUGGCAAACCCGCUCAAUAUAUCAAGACGCUGGCCAAUGCAGACACGUCCAAGCUGGCCGUGGCACUCGUCAUGGUAGACGGCAAUGUCUACUCGGCUGGAGACGACCAGGUGGAGUUUUCGAUUCAGUCCAUUUCAAAAGCCUUUGUGUACGCAAUCGCAAUCGAAGACGCCGGGCUGGAGCGUGUCCUGGAAAAGAUUGGGGUAGAGCCAUCCGGCGAUGCCUUCAACAAAUUGUCGCUGCACAAAGGUAACAACCGGCCGAUGAACCCCAUGAUCAAUGCCGGUGCUAUCGCGGCGCAUUCGCUUGUGGUCCACCCCGACGCGACGGCGGAGGAGAGAACCGACCGCAUCCUCAAAACUUUAUCUAGGCUCGCUGGGCGACAGCUUCACGUGGACGAGGAGGUGUACGAGGCCGAGCUUGAGGAUGCCGACCGCAACAUGGGCAUCGGGUACAUGCUGAAGGCGGCGGGCAUCAUAUCGUGCAAGCCAGCUGAGGUUGUCAAGGGCUAUAUCCGCCAGUGCUCGAUCAACGUCAACGUCCGCGAUUUAGCCAUGAUGGCAGCCACCCUCUGCAAUGCCGGUGUGAACCCCGUCACAGGUGAAAAGAUCAUGCCAGCAGACAGUGUCCGCCAGGUGCUGUCGGUCAUGACCACGUGCGGGAUGUACGAUGCUGCGGGGCAAUGGGUGUCUCGAGUCGGCAUUCCGGCCAAGAGUGGUGUCGCCGGCGGAGUCAUUGGUGCCCUGCCGGGACAGGUUGGCAUCGCCGCCUUCUCGCCCAAACUGGACGACCGCGGCAACAGUGUACGCGCCGUCGCACUAUUUGAACUGUUGUCGCGCGACAUGGGAUUCCACAUGAUGGACGUCAGCCAGAUCGCCAGAGCCAGCGUGAGCACCUCGGUUGCGAAAAUCGUCGCCGGCAAAGACGACCCUCACCACCCCAACUGUGACCGACAGGUGGUCAUCUUUGCCCUGCGAGGUGCCGUCCGCUUCGCCGGCUCGGAGCGCCUUACGCGCGCAAUUGUGCGGGAACUCGGCGAGCCAAACCCCAAAGAUCCGGGGUCCGGGCAGCACCGGGACGCUUGCGCCAUCGUGAUUUCGCUCCGGGACGCAUUCUCCCUGAAUCUCGUUGCCAGGCGGGUCAUCCACGAGAGCAUAAAACGGUUGCUUGCCGAGAACAAAACGGUCGUGGUACUUGAUCCCAACGGGGUCUUACAGAUGGAUCUGGACAGCCUUCCAACCCACCAGCAGCCACGAAUUGUCGAAAGCGAACAGCAGGCGAGAGAAUACAUUGGAGGAGCAGGAUGUUCGGCCGUUCUCCAAUCUGAUAACUGGUAG
Molecule: messenger RNA, 1398 nt
Organism: Exophiala spinifera
Lineage: Eukaryota; Fungi; Ascomycota; Eurotiomycetes; Chaetothyriales; Herpotrichiellaceae
Product: glutaminase A
Exons: 1
Coding region: 1-1398 (465 amino acids)
Biological process (GO): L-glutamine catabolic process
Molecular function (GO): glutaminase activity
Source: RefSeq, a predicted model, not a curated record